Cladophialophora psammophila CBS 110553 is the source of this 1230-nucleotide messenger RNA. RefSeq lists its product as uncharacterized. The transcript has a single exon. NCBI's taxonomy places the organism in Eukaryota, Fungi, Ascomycota, Eurotiomycetes, Chaetothyriales, Herpotrichiellaceae. Gene Ontology annotation, molecular function: hydrolase activity, acting on carbon-nitrogen (but not peptide) bonds. The record is from RefSeq and is a predicted model, not a curated record. The coding region runs from base 1 to 1230 and encodes 409 amino acids.
AUGUCCUCCACUGCAAUCAUCAAUGUUCAAGUUUUUGACGGCGAAAACAUUCACCCAGAUACGACAGUGGUUGUAUCUGGCCCGACGAUAACUAGUGUGGGAGGAAUUGUUCCUGAUGGAGCAGUAGUUAUUGACGGCAAAGGGUGUACGCUGCUACCAGGGCUCAUUGACUCCCACGUUCACACGGGAGUACCACAGCUAGGGCUUGCUCUCAGAUUUGGGGUAACGACGGAGUUAGAGAUGAUGGGACAUUGGACCAAAGGUCAGCGGGGGGAAAUUUCUGAAAGGGACGACCUGGCUGAUCUACGCUCUGCGAACUAUGGCCUGACACCGCCAGAUGGCCAUCCCAACCAAUUGACCAAAAACCUCGAUCUGCCGGCGGCUCUCCCGCAUCAUUCCGGCGGUUCACCAGGUGACCCACUGCUCAUACAUGCGCGAACAACAGAUGAGGCGAUCGCUUUUGUGAGGCAGCGUGUCAAAGAAGGUGCGGACUACAUUAAAAUCAUGAUCGAAGAAGGCUCAGUCUUCCGAUCCCCUGGCCUUCCAACCUUGCCUCUGGAGACAAUAUUGGCGGCAGUUCAGGAAGCACAUAAUCAUAAUAAGUUGGCGAUCGCGCACGCCUUGACUUAUGAUGCUGCACAAGAGGCCGCUAGAGCAGGCAUCAAUGGACUGUCUCAUCUGUUUAUCGACCGUGGUGCCGAUUCCAGUAUCAUCAAGAAUCUAACAGGCAUAUUCAUCACGCCCUGUCUCUGCCUCAAUGCUUCUAUCUUGGGAAAGAAACCCACAGAUUUCGCCGCGGACCCUCGGGUGUCUGCAAAGCUUCCUCCAGUUUGGCUCACUCACCUUGAAGGCAGCAUGGGCACGUUUCCUGACAGGAAUUUCGAUGUCGUGCUGAAGAGUGUAGCGGACCUGCAUCAAGCUGGAAUCGAUAUUCUGGUUGGCACAGACAGUUCUUUCCCGGUGCCUUAUCUUGCUGGCAUUGCUCACGGUGCUAGCGUGCAUCAUGAAUUACAGCUCUUGGUGCAGUCUGGCUUCAAUCCAAUCGAGGCGUUACGUGCAGCUACAAGUGUGCCAGCCCGUUACUUUGGCCUGAACGACCGAGGACGAAUCCAGGAGGGACUUCGUGCAGACUUGUUGCUUGUGGAAGGGGAUCCAACGAGCGACAUUCGAAACACAUUAUCUAUUAGAUCUGUUUGGAGACGCGGCACCCUAUUGUACUCCACCCUAUAG